AUGAUCCAAUCUGGCACACUUCAGUAUCAAGCCAAGGCAGCACCAUUCUAUGCAUUCAAACUACUAUUUAGAGAGACGAUCAAUAUAACAUUCAAUGAUCAAUCAAAUCAAUCACAACAACAACAACAACAACAACAACAACUUUACAACAACAACAACAAGAAGAAGUAUGGAUAUGAUAAGAAGGGAAGAGGUGGCAAACAUCAACAAUAUCAACAACACCAACAGCAACAACAACAACAAACUGUACAGGAGACAAAGAGUGUGCCACCAACAAGGUUACAGAUCAAGGAGCAGAUCUUGUCAGACUUGACCAGCUCCAACAUUACACACUUUAUCACUUCAUCAACAUUCCAUCUGAGUCGAUGGAUCACCAGUCUACUCAAACAGUGCGCGCAGGGCGACCUCAUUGUCGAGGAGUACUUCCAGCGACUGAUAUACACUCCAACAACCUUUGCAGCAUUGGCCAGCAAGGACAAUCAGAAAACACCUGACAUCGAUGCCAUUGUUAGAGGACAUCUAGUAUCACUCUUCCCAUCAAUACAAUCUGGACAACAUCAACACAAACAUCAUCACGGCCAUCACCAUCAUCAAGAUGGUGCAAAGAAGAAGAAGCUGAACCCAUUGAUCCAGACACUGAUACCCGUGAUCGUGUCCACUCAGACCGAACACCUGAGUACAGACUACGCCCAUCUACUUCGUUACUACUUCCUCGUCAUCAACAAAACAACUCAAUCACAACGAUUCGUCCAACAUAUGAUCGAGAGCAACAUGUUGACACAGAUCAUCAAGUUAAUCAAAUCAAUGUUGGAACUACUAGAUGGACCGACAUCAUCUAAUGAUCACUCAAGCAUUGUAAUACUUCUUCAGAAUCACUUCUUGCCUGCGAUAUACCAUUAUAUUGGCGCCGAUGCCGAUACCACCCCAGCCCAACCAUACGCCGAACGUCUACUCACACUUAUAAUCAAUGAUGACAAGCUAAGAGUACUGUUGUUUGGAAGGGAUAAUGGAUAUGGCCUGAACGGUCACUUCUCAACCAGUCAGCUGAUUGAAGGACUGAGUAUUCUGGAGAACCUGAUACAGACACUCGAGACAUUCAGCUCGGACACACAGACAAAGGUGCAACAAUUGUUGGAUCGUCAUUGGCGUGAGUCAUUGCUUCAAUCAAAGGAUGUAACAUAUCAUUAUUGGAAAGUGAGACAGCUGUUGCUUUAUUACAACACAAUGCCACAGGAUCUGCGCGACAGUGUCAAUCGGUUCCUGUUCAACUUCCUCCGACACCUGGAGCUGCAGCCAAACAAACUGACCAACAACACAAUGGUCGUAUUCAAGCAACUCGUGCCCAUCCUGUUCAACAUUGUUUGUAAUGCUGGCACUGUGUCACUGGAUCAAGUACAAGUCGAGGGGCUUGCCACGAACACAGACAACAUACUUCUCGAGUAUCUUCAGUUUGUCUUGACGCGCUUUAAAAACUACAAGCUGGUACUGUCCACGAUCAAGAACAGCUUUGUCGAACUCCUUAUUACAACCCUGGUACUCGAUCAGAUGUUCUCGGCCUCAAAUCCAACUGGUGUCGACGCUACUGCCUCACUGUCCUCACUACUCAUGCCCGCAUCAUCAGUCAUAUUCCUUCAACAUAUGUUGGUCAACAAACUACAACAACAACAGGCCACGGGCAAGGAUGGAUGUGCAGGCGACUCUCUGUAUCAUUUCAUCAUCGAGACAAUGAUUGACAACAGUUCGAUUUUGGAUCGACUAUUGGUGUUGCUGUCGACAUCAGACUACCACAGCAAGACACUAUCCAUUCAGAUGUUCUACCUCGUUCAGUUUGGUGCCAAUCACAUUGGUCGAAAGCUAUCAUAUUGGGAGACAUCAUCCACUCGCAUUGAACUGUUGUACAAAACAUUGUUGGACCCUAUCACAUCAGACACUGCACUUCACCUGCUGCGUCUGUUGCUCUCUGAGCAUGCCAUCGAUCCUCUGGCAACGCUAGAGUCACUCUUCCUUCAGUUGACUACCAAUCAGAAUGACACAGACAUCAACUGCAACAACAGUAUCGUGCUCAUUGAGGAGACACUACGAUCAAACAUGCAACACAUUGAGCGAGUGAUCAAGAUGAUACGCACCUCACUGUUUAACAAGAUACAAAAUGUGUCCAUUAGUGCGGGACAAACUGCUUCAACAUCAGGAGCGCCACCAAUGCGCAUGCCAAGUGGCAACCUCACACAAGUGCUUCUCCAGCAACAGACACCUGCACCAUCAUUAUCAUCAUCACAACCACGACAGAACACUGGCAACAUUAACUGCAAUCUGUUGAUACUACUACAGAAACUGACAGGUUUAACGAGUGUGGCAGAGGAUGUUGUGGCAUUGGCAGUGGACGCAAUCCACCUGUAUCCAGAAUCAACCCAGCUACUACAGUUCCAACUAUUGGCAAGCUCAAUGGAGCAUCAGGACAACGCCGACCCAUCCAUUGGUGUCAAGAUCAACAACUUUGUCAAGAGUCGACUGGGCUCCAUUGUCGAGGGACUGACAUCGCCCAACUCAUCCAUUCGAAAAAUGUGCUUGACCAUCCUUCAAGAGUUCAUCGAGAUGGGCUAUCGACAAGGACUUCACAAUCAAUCAAUCGAUGUAUCAGCUGUAGAUGAUGCAAUGGAUAUUGAACUCGCUGUUGCCUCUACUGCAAAUGGAUCGUCCAUUGUAGGAGUGGAUCCCUACGCCAACAAGAAGCUAUCAUUGGACUAUAUCAACUAUAAGAUCGCAGGACUAUUGCUAGUGUCUGAAGCAUCCGAUACACUGCUCUAUCUUCGAGAGGCUGUUGACUUGAUACAGAUCUUUGUAUCAAGAUCACUUGUUCAAUAA
Messenger RNA from Acytostelium subglobosum LB1, 2862 nucleotides. RefSeq lists its product as hypothetical. The transcript is spliced from 2 exons. Lineage: Eukaryota; Evosea; Eumycetozoa; Acytosteliales; Acytosteliaceae. The record is from RefSeq and is a predicted model, not a curated record. Bases 1 to 2862 code for a protein of 953 amino acids. Gene Ontology annotation, cellular component: nucleus. Gene Ontology annotation, biological process: regulation of photoperiodism, flowering; response to stress; regulation of circadian rhythm.